AUGCAUAAUGCACAUGUGUUGCACUGGUGUGUGUGGGGCAGUGGUGUGUGUGGGGCAGUGGUGGGCAAAGAGCAUGGCACGCACACGCCAGGAUGUGGGGCUUCGGGAGGUCGCCUGCUUCGACCUGCUGUGCGCCAAAAGAGGCCAUUCGACGAGCCCGUAUCGCUGCGUUUCGAGCUCCUCCACGCGCCCUUCACAGCGGGCCGCGGCAACGUCCCACCCGACGACCUAGACCCUGUAGCGCGGCAGAUAGUGCGCAUUCCGGGCGGCAUGUGGCACCACGUGCACGAGUACACGCCUGUCACAUUCGACACCAUGCACUUCGCACAGCUGGACGUCACUGUUCAUGCCGCCAUGCUGCAUUUCUCCAACCCGCCUCUGCACUCCGCACAUCGACCCAGGGUUGUGCGUCCAGUGAGACCCCCUCCCGCCACACUCCCUCCACCGGCGGAUCUGCCUCCAAUCACCUUCUACACCUCUGACAACUCCUCACAACCGCUCCCCCAGCAGCCCACCACUGCUGUUACGUCCCAAGAUGACAGCGCCCCUGCCAUUACAUCCCAGGCUGCCGGCACCACUGCUGUGACUGCUGCUGAUGCUCAUGCUCCCAGGGCUGGUGGUGGUGAGGAAUUGGCUGGUGCAGGCAGUGCAGACGAGGGUGCAGCUGCAGGCCACGCUGCUGCAGCUGCAGGUGCAGGGGCAGAUGCAGUAACUGCAGCAGCAGGAGGAGCUGGUAUAUCAGCAGGGGCAGCAGCAGGGGCAGGUGCAUCAGGGGCAGGUGCAGCAGGGGGAGGUGCAUCAGUGGCAGGUGCAUCAGGGGAAGGAGCUGCAGGGGCAGACACAGGAGGCCAUGCGGAGGGCAGGGAGGAGUUCUAUGAGGCGGAGGGUAGCUUUGUUGUGGCGCAGGGGGAGCAGAGUGACGUGGUGGGUAAGGAUGUUGCAGACAAGUCAUUUCCAGAUGAGAUGCUUGAGAGCACUCCCACCAGAGGUGGGGAGGCUGCUGCUGGUGUGGCCAGAGGGGGAACUGGAAUCACAGGUGGUGCGGCCAAUGGGAAGGAUGGAGAGGCGCCUGGGGCGGGCAGGGGAAGGAGCGGAGAGGGUUCUGGAGCAGGGGAGCGGGAGAAGAAUGGCAAGGCGAAGCUAGCAGAGCCCGCAACAGCGACCAUGGCGUGUCUGCUGCUCGAGUCCUCUCUCCUCCUGCGCUCGCUCAACGCUGCGCUCGCUGCCACAUACAACCUGCACCACCUGCUGCCUCCCCCAGACGCCAUGGCUGAGCAGUCGCUCUGCUCUCCGGUGCUCGCCAGUGCACUGCGCAAGCUGAUGGGUCAGUCCGACAGAGCAGAUGCUGACAGGCCAGAUGCUGACAGGGAACGUGCUGCCGUGGCAGAUGCUGACGGGGCAGAUGCUGACAGGGCAAAUGCUGACGGGGCAGAUGCUGACAGGGCAAAUGCUGACGGGGCAGAUGCUGACAGGGCAAGGGCGAAAUCCGGUGGAGUGGAGACGAGCAGAAGUGAGGGGCCAGGUCCAGCAACAGAGAGAGGGGCGAGCGGGAGUGGAGAGGAUGCAGCGAGUAGUGAAGGGGGUGGUAAUGACUGUAACGGAGGUGACAAUGGAUUGAAGGGGAGAGCACAGGAGUGGGAGGGAGAAGGUGUGGCUGUGGGGGGUGAUGGGGGAGGGGAGCAGAGUAGUGGUGGGUCGGGCACGGUAAAGAGCGGUGAUGAUGGUGGGGGUGAUGGGGUUACCGAUGCUGGGGGUGGAAGCAGGGAGGAAAGUGGGAAGGCGGAGUUGAGUGCAGAGGAUGGGACGGGCAGUCAGUUAGGGAAGAGGGAUACCACCACCACCACUGGAGUGACUGUGACUGAUGGGAGUGUGAGUUUAACGGAGGAGGAAGUGGAAGCAGUGAAGGUUGCUGCAAAGGGUCUCGUGACUGCGUACUGGACGUCCUUCUUCAGCAUGCACAAGCUGUGCCACGUGGAGCUGUGUGCGGUGCUGCGGCAGCAGUGGGUGGCAAACCAAACACGAGAAGCAGCGCCGUGGGUGUAUGCGUCUUCCUCGCCCAUACAGACAGAGCAGCUCUUUGGCCUCGACCGCUGGCCCGAUGUCACCACAGCCAGGCAAUUCAUGCCGCCAGACAAGCAGAGCGAUUUGGCGCUCCUCUCAGCAGCCUUGGCCCGCCAGGUGCGGGCGGCCAUGCCUGCAGUGCCCUCCUCCGUGCUCGCCCUGCCUCCCUGCCGGCCCCAGCUGCUGCCUCGACCCACCCUCACCACCACUCUCAACCUGCGCACGCUGCCCUGUGUGCCGUCCUGCCUGCAGGACAUGCCCCAGCAGCAGCGGCAGCAGCAGCAGGGGGUGCAGAAUCCCCAGGUGUAUCUGCCGCAGGGCCACCGCAUGGACCUAAGGCUCGUGCGUGACAGCUGGCGCCUACUAGACCCGGACAUUGAGUGCCUCAUGGCCGAGAGCAACGAGACAAACUCCGCCGCCCCGCACUCCCCCUCCCCCUCCUCCUCGUCGCACUCGCCCGCCCGCGCCCCCGACCUGAGUGGGGUGGAGGCGAUGGGCGCUCGCCUGGCUCACGAGGUGGUAACCGCGUUACGCAGCAUGUUUGGGCCGAUCGACCGGCCCAAUAGGAAGAACGUGCCUCACCUGACCUACCUGCACCUUCACUCGUCCCAAUUGACCCUGCCAUUCGCAUGGCUUCUCUUUGCUCCCAAGACAUUCCAUCCUUUGAACCCCAACCUUAUGCCGUGCUCCCCUGCGGACGACAGCAUGCGGCCCUACCUGCCCUACCUGCACCUCUACCUCUCCUUCUGUGGGCCCCAACUGGGCUACUUGUACCACUCCAACUCCCUCGUCACGGGGGCCCGGGGUGGGGGAGGGGGUGUGCCUGCCACACUCCACAUAUCCAUGCCACUGGCCCCUUCAAUCAACUCCCUGCCCAAGGGCCUUCAUUUUGUGCCUUUUUUUACACAUCUUCUAUCCCGUGACUCCCUCUCUCCUGCCCUGCUCCCCACUGCAGACGACAGCAUGCGGCCGUACCUGCCCUAUCUGCACCUCUACCUGUCCUUCUGUGGCCCCCACCUGGGCUACAUGUACCACUCCAACUCCCUCGUCACGGGCGGCAUGUGGCUGCUCAAGCGCCUCGACCCCUCCUCCCUCAUGCGCCAGCUGUCCUUCUCCGAUUCGCUCAACGUCCGCGACUCCUGCAUCUACCGCCUCUCUCAGGUCGCGCCAGGAGUGGGUCCACUUCAAGCACAUCGUUCUCUUUGCCUCGCCCCAGGUGCAUCCCUCCCUCCCCUCUCAUCAACUCAUGCCGCCCUGCAAACCAUCAGUUAUCUUCCUGACUUAUGCCACGCCAGCUUGCACUUUAUCCAUACACUCCAUGUCACUCGUUCAAUCGCCUCUCCCUCCCCAUUCCUGUGCCCGCCUGUCGAGCCACCUCAGGACGAGUAUGUGCCGUAUCAUUCCGCCCGUCUGGAGGUCUUCGGUGCGGUGCUGAGGGAUGCUCGUCUCGGUGGCGUGCGCACCUCACGCCCAAACGGACACGUGGCACCACUCUCACCCAUCACCAAUCACCACCGAGCGACCCUCGUCAGCUGGAGUAGCUCGGCAUUCCCAAGGCGUUCCUUGCCUCUCCGCGGACUGUCGCUGCACUGCCAGCAGCCGCGGCACGGUUGUUCCUUUGAUGGUACACAGGUUGUCCGACCCGUGAGACCACACGCCACCACUGCAGGAGGCUCGAAUUCGAGAGCAGCUGCUUCGGAUGAAGAUGCAUCCGGGGGAAGGGAUUUGGAGCGAAGGCUGGAGGCGAGACUAGCAGCGAUGCAGGAGGGGAGGGGCAUGGAGAUGCGGCAGGGGGGGGUUAUGGAUAGGGGCAUGGAGGUUCGGAUGUUCACGGAGGACUUGCCUACGCAGCUGGAGGCGAUCACUACAGGGGCGACGACGCUGGUGGUGGAGACGCAGAGGAGCCCCCCUGACGUGGACUACCUGCAGGAGCUGCUGGCCAUCCAGCAGUCGGGGCCGCGGAACAUUGGCUUCUUUGGCACGCGCAACAUGGGCUUCAUGCACCAGCAGCUGAUUGAAAUCCUCAGCUAUGCCAUGAUUAUUACUAACAACCACAUCUACACGUCGGGGGCAGCGGGCACGAACGCGGCAGUGAUCCGCGGGGCGCUAAGGGCGGAGAAGGCGGAGCUGCUCACCGUCAUCCUGCCCCAGUCGCUCGGCAAGCAGCCUCCCGAGAGCCAGGAGCUGCUGAAGAAGGUGGAGAACCUAGUGGAGAAGCCUCACAACGACCAUCUGCCACUACUGGAAGCCAGCAGAGAAUCAACAGCAAAUCUUCCCUCUCCCGUUUCCCCAUCUCCCUUCCUUCCCUCUCCCGCUCUUCAUUCUGCCCCACAGGUGUGCAACAUGGACAUUCUAUCGAAGGUGGAGCAUGUGAUCUGCUUCAGCAUGCCUUUCUGGCAUGUCUGCUCGCACCACUUACUUUCCGGCAUCAGCUCUCCCCUUCCCCCUUGUGCCACACAGGCUGUGCAACAUGGACAUUCUGUCUUCUUGGAGCAUGUGAUCUGCCUCCAAGUGGCUCCUUAUCCCCCCUCACUGUCUCUCGCUGUCCUCUCCUCACCCUCCCUGCCAUGUGCCACACAGGCUGUGCAACAUGGACAUUCUGUCUUCUUGGAGCAUGUGAUCUGCCUCCAAGUGGCUCCUUAUCCCCCCUCACUGUCUCUCGCUGUCCUCUCCUCACCCUCCCUGCCAUGUGCCACACAGGCUGUGCAACAUGGACAUUCUGUCUUCUUGGAGCAUGUGAUCUGCCUCCAAGUGGCUCCUUAUCCCCCCUCACUGUCUCUCGCUGUCCUCUCCUCACCCUCCCUGCCAUGUGCCACACAGGCUGUGCAACAUGGACAUUCUGUCUUCUUGGAGCAUGUGAUCUGCCUCCAAGUGGCUCCUUAUCCCCCCUCACUGUCUCUCGCUGUCCUCUCCUCACCCUCCCUGCCAUGUGCCACACAGGCUGUGCAACAUGGACAUUCUGUCUUCUUGGAGCAUGUGAUCUGCCUCCAAGUGGCUCCUUAUCCCCCCUCACUGUCUCUCGCUGUCCUCUCCUCACCCUCCCUGCCAUGUGCCACACAGGCUGUGCAACAUGGACAUUCUGUCUUCUUGGAGCAUGUGAUCUGCCUCCAAGUGGCUCCUUAUCCCCCCUCACUGUCUCUCGCUGUCCUCUCCUCACCCUCCCUGCCAUGUGCCACACAGGCUGUGCAACAUGGACAUUCUGUCUUCUUGGAGCAUGUGAUCUGCCUCCAAGUGGCUCCUUAUCCCCCCUCACUGUCUCUCGCUGUCCUCUCCUCACCCUCCCUGCCAUGUGCCACACAGGCUGUGCAACAUGGACAUUCUGUCUUCUUGGAGCAUGUGAUCUGCCUCCAAGUGGCUCCUUAUCCCCCCUCACUGUCUCUCGCUGUCCUCUCCUCACCCUCCCUGCCAUGUGCCACACAGGCUGUGCAACAUGGACAUUCUGUCUUCUUGGAGCAUGUGAUCUGCCUCCAAGUGGCUCCUUAUCCCCCCUCACUGUCUCUCGCUGUCCUCUCCUCACCCUCCCUGCCAUGUGCCACACAGGCUGUGCAACAUGGACAUUCUAUCGGAGGUGGAGCAUGUGAUCUGCUUCGCUUUUCACGACAGCCGGCUGCUCAUGGAGACAUGAACAUCGAGCUUCUAGACCCCAACGAGGAGCUCCCCUCCGCUAAAGUCACACAAGGACGAACCCUGGGGGUUGCUGGUGCAGCAGCAUCGAGGACGGCUGGUUUGGGAUUAGGUUUGGGAGCAGGUUUGGCGCUGAAGCUGGAGACGGACGUGAUGGUGAGGUUCGGCAGCCACAGCACGUUCUGUGAUGCUGUGAAGGCGCUGGCUCGACAUGCUGUGAAGAAGGAAGGCUCGUGGUUUCUUUUGAGGCGCGCAGCUCAGUUUCACAGCAGUUGUCUCUUGUACGAAGGAUCGUGGUCUCUGGCAAGAGUGCAGCUCGAGAUCAACGGUGGGGAUUACUUUGACGAUAAAAACUUGUGGCUCUGCUUCAUGUCCCCGUUCUCCCCCACCCCUCUCCCUCUUCACCCCUCUCCCCCUUCACCCCUCCCUCCCUCCACCGCUCUCCCCCUCCACCCCUCCCCCCCUCCACCCCUCUCCCUCUCCUCCCCUCCCCCCUCCACCCCUCUCUCCCUGCCCCUGAAUUUUCACUUGAACGAUUCCUUAGUACAGCUGGUGAUCGACGGUGGGGAUUACUUCGACGAGCGGAACGUGCGGAGGAGGCGAUUCACGAGGGAGCAGCGAGCCGAGGAGGAGAGGCAGCAGCGGGAGCGGGAGGAGCGGAGGAAGGCGGAGAGAGAACGGGCGGAGAGAGAGAGGAAGGAGGUGGAGGAGCGGAAGGCGCGAGAGGAGGAAGAGAGGGUUCGUCGGUGA
This is a messenger RNA of Closterium sp. Naga37s-1, 6435 nucleotides long. The record is from the annotation of a GenBank genome assembly. Lineage: Eukaryota; Viridiplantae; Streptophyta; Zygnematophyceae; Desmidiales; Closteriaceae.